AGGGGGUGUGGAUGUGCAAUUCACCCAGGAACCUUCUGAUCCAAGCUACUUCAACAAUGGUAGUAAUGCCAACCUGGUGUGGAACUAUGCCGAUCCAAAUAAUAAAAUUAGAGGCAUUAUCUACAGUGUUCUGGUAAAUGGUGUAUUUAAAGCAAUGAUUUUUAACGACAGUCAUGGCGUGCAAGAACAUCCUAGUAUUCCUCCAUCUUACAAAGGAAGAGUUAAAAUUGAAGGAAGAGCUACCCUGAUUAUCAAGAACAUCAGCCCUAGAGACAAUACCAAAUUUAGAUGUCUAAUGUCACAAAACCCUGCAGGGGAGGUUGAAAGCUCAGUUAAGCUUAUUGUGGCAGGUACGUAUUGCAGACAUAACCAUUAAUAAUCAGACACAAACCAAAUCCACUCAACUCAUGCCUCUCAUAUUUCUGAGAUCUGGUGAAAGUAAACAAUAGCAUAAAUUUGUGCAAACCUUUAUAUGCAGGGCUGAAAUUGGCUAGCUAACCCAACUUUUGGGAACACUAGUGCUACUUUUACUUGGCAUGUGACACCACACUCCUAAAAGGAGACAAGAAAUUCCUUAUGCUGUUUAAAAGAAGCUGAGGUUGUAAACAGAAAAUAAUUUCAAUGAUGAUCAAUGUGGCCAGGUAGGAAUGCUAUUCUUAGCAGAUGUUGUUACUUGAUGCUUCCUCUUUACCCUCUUGAUUGAGAUAGAUACAGACCUAAUGGAAACCUAAAAUUGAAAGUACUGUAAAUAUACUUAAGAAUACUUGAAUCUCAAUGGACUGGUUAUUUAAGUCAUAAAUGUGACUUCUUGUUCCUUAAAAGCAUGCAAUGAGAAUUACAGCUGUGAAAUGGAAAAUGCAGAAUGCAGUCUAUUAUGAAACAAGGUAUUGUUGUGGAGAAGUGUCUGCUCCUGUCUGCUAACCCAAUAUCUAAGAUGUCCCAUGCGCUGUCAAUAGUUUUGCAAGUUUUGACUUUAAGUGUGUUCACCAUGAUCCUUUUGGCAUUGGGUUUCAAAAGAAUUUCAUUUUUAUCCUGACUACAUUUCAAAAAAAGAAUUCAUCAGGUACAAAAAAUUCCAAUACAAUGACUAAUAUCCUAAGAACUAAGAUCAUGAUCCUAACAUUAUAUGAACUAACACCAAUAUGCCACUUAAAAACCUGAUUUCUAUGAAUGCCGUGUCUAAAAAUUAUGAUAGAGAAGGCGUUUAAAUUGGUUUAAUGAACCAGACUCUCUAAUGUUACAGGGUAAGCUAUUCCAAUGGGUUGAGCCGCUAUAACUAAAACUAUUUUUCAUGUAGUUAGUUCUUGGAAAUUGGACAACAAGUUUGUUUACUGAGCCCCACAUAGAAUAGUUUGAUUCGUUUCACAUUAUAAAUUUAAACGUGAGAUAUUCGGGAACCAGAUGGUAGAAAGACUUGCAAACCAUAAAGGUGUUCUGAAUUUCACAUUGAGAUUUCAAGGCUUUUCAGCUGAGUUUGUGAGACAAGGAAUCAACAUCUGCACCAUAGUUUGAUGAAUUUAUUCAUAUGCAGCACGGUUUUGUAGUUUUUGUAGCUUGUUAGAUAACGUUUUGGCACAAUUACCCCAGACCAGGGUACAGUUAUCAAAGUGAGAUUGAAGUAGUGAGUUCUAGAUUUUGAGUAGGGUGGAUUGAGGCACAAAUGGCUUAACUCGCUUUAUGUCUCCAUAUCUCUAUUUCUAUUCCAAGGGAUUUCACAGAGGAAACUUGUUCAAUGGGAACAUUAUCUAUGGAAAGUUUGAGUGUAUCAGAUAGAGUACUUAAUCUAUGCCUAGAGCGGAUCAACAUAAAUUCAGUUUUUGUAGCAUUCAAGGUAAGUCUGUUAGACACAAGCCAUUUGCUUAGCUUUUCAAGGUUGUGAGAUAGACUAGACUGGAUCAAAUGUAAAUCAGAGCCAGCAUAAGUGAUGUGGGUGUCAUCAGCAUACACUCUAAGUACACUGAACGAUAGACAGUUAGGCAAAUCAAGGCUGUGCUCUAGUGGCUCCCGGUCACCUCAGGCGACUAACAUUUGGUCUCGGGCGACUGAAAAAGAAAAGCGGUCGCCCGUCCGGGCGCAUAGAUUUCGGCUUGUGUGAAAACCCGAAACGAAACCAGCAAACGUAUAGAAACGGAACGGAACGAAACAAAAAGAAACUCCAUCGUGCUCCCCGGCUCCCGUUAGCCCGAAAAGCAAAAGCGCUGAAAGCUCAGUGCAAUCAAUAGCCUGUGUGAUCUGUACAUUUAGGUUAAAUAUUAAGUUAGGUCAUGGGUCUUGUUUCGCUUCGGCAGUUUCUCUUCCGGUUUGUUAAUAUAGUACAUGGCCCAGGUUUCUUGUCCAUUGAACGACGUGAUAAAACGAGCAACUGAUUGUAACUAACAUUUUAUAAUUUUACUUGCUAAUUUGAUGACAUUUGCAGAACUAAAAAACAUUCGGCAGGACAACAACAAGAAUUGUUCAUGCUCAAAGUUGUCGCGUGUGUUAUGUAAUAUUGUUUCAUAUGGUUUAGCACGAAAAAUUAUUUUUUCCUUGCCCGUGAGAAACUGCACGAUUUUUGCACAAGCAUGUGUUGAAGAUCUAAUUUUUCUAUUGAAGUGGUUGAUGCUUAUAUUUAAUUUUUGUGUUUCAACAGUUUCAAUAGUGAAGCGCGUGAUUAAUAAAACGAAACCGCGCGUCCUUUAUGCAAAUUUGUGUUUAUUUAAUUAGCUUCGUCCAUGGCAUGCAAGAUGUUUAUCAGCACCAUAUUUGGCGACUUGCUCGCAAUUGUAAUCAUUCAAUCAAAAUUAAUUAAUUAAUUAAUCAAUUCGGGCGACCAACCUGGAAGGCUGGGCGACCUACUUGUCAUGGUUAGGCGCCCAAAGGGCGCCCUGAAAAUUUUCCUAGAGCACAGCCUUGGCAAAUGGUUAAUAUAAAUUAGAAGUAAAAGAGGGCCAAGGAUCGUUUCCUGUGGCACACCACAUUUAAGAUUGGUGAAGUCAGAGAGACAAUCAUUAACUGAGCACUGUUGUGAGUGAUUCGUCAAAUAUGAUUUAAACCAAUCAAGAGUUUUCCUUGAAUACCACAUGGAUUCAUUUUAGUGAGUAUUAUCUCAUGAUCAACAGUGUUGAAUCCCUCUUUUAAGUCGAGAAACACUACAGCAUUGAUGUAGCCAUGAUUGAUAUUAAACCAACUGUCAGUGGCUUCAAUUAAGAAGAGCAGUAAGUUGGGUGUAAAGACUUGAAACCAGAUUGUUGUUUAGAGAUGAUUUCUUCACUAUUUAUGAGGUUCAUAUAACUGAUCAUACACAAUCCUUUCAAACACUUUGGUGACUACAGAAAUGACUGAGAUAGGUCAGUAGUUGCUUUUAAGUUGGUAUCAUUUAGCUCAGUAGAGUGCUUAAAUUUGGCAUACAUCAUAAGGUUUCUACUAUUUUACUGCUGAUGUCAUUGUCAGCUUUUUGCUUCUUCAGUAGGUUUCUUUAUUUCCUCAUCCUAUAGCCAUUUCCUGUCCUAGAUUCCAAGUUCAAGUGACUCUAAAUAUAGAAAAAAAUGUGUAUUUCUGGCCAACUUAAAUGUUAAUUGAAAUAUUUUAGGUGUUAAACAACUGCUCAGUUUCACUUACUUUUGGGACAUGAUGCAUUCUCGAAGCCUUGAAGUGCUUAACACUUUGAAUAUUUCAGCCCAUAGAGAUGACCCCCAGCUUGAUGUUGUCACUGUUAACUCUGAAAGAUUCUAGUCAGUUAAGAUGUCCAUUAUGGACUCAGGAAAAAAUCAAUAGCCCCAUUCAAUUUUAAAAAUCUUAGAGGAGGCAGCUGUUUGCAAACAUUUAUAAGGCCUAACCCAUGAUAAUGGUCUUCCUACUUAAUGCAGCCUGUGAUAUCUAGCACUGAGGGUGUUUGGCUAUCAUUACAUCUGAUUGAAAGGCUGGUCCCUUGCAAAAUGGCUUUUGGAAUUCCUAGGAAUUCCUAGGAAUAAAGGUGUGAAUUUUCACGGUAAAUUCAGACUGGGAGCUCUUAGGAAUUCCCAAAAAUAACAACUCUAAUUCUAAAAACCUAGAAAUUCCCAGAAAUUCCAAGUUUAUAGCAACAGGACUUGAAAUUCCUAGGAAUUCCUAGGAAUUCCAACUCAGAGAACCAAUGACUUUCCCUGAAAAGCUGUAAAUCUAAAAAACUCCUUGGAAUUUCUGGGAAUCUUUGGAAAUUUUUGGGAAUUUUUGGGAAUUUUUAGGAAUGUUUAAGAAUUACAGGGAAUUUUAAGCAAAAAUUUGAGGCUAAUGAUACAAAAUAAAUACUUUAAAUUAAAAAAAAACCCAGCGAAAAUUCAAGUAUUCAAUAAAAUUUAUUUAGAAGCUUAAUUAAGGCUAACAUGUAAAAUAUUUUUGAUUAAUUAUUAACAUCAACGUGUGGUAAUAUUAGAAUGGAAUUUGAUUUAUUUUUCUUUUCUUGAAAACUUCAUACGGAUUAAUCCUCAAUUACAGCUAUUCAUAUAAAAUAGUCCUAAUCAAUCAUUAAAUUUGGUUUGACACAUAUUGUGAAUAAAAUCUGUUGAUUCUUUUCCAUAAAAUACAAUAUCUUAAAUUAUAUUUGAAAAUCAAGCACUCUUAGGAGUGAAGGGGUUAAUUACUGACAAAUAAAAUUGAUUUUUUGAUUAAAAUCUUGUUGUAACUGUAACAAUAAAUUAGAAUGAAGUUAUCCUAAACUGCAAACUUAGCUACUGUUUGUAUUUUUUUCCUGGGCUCACAAUGAGUUGGCCUUGAAUGAGGUUGUCCACAAGAAGCUUGACCAUUUUGUAUCUGGAUUCCAUGACAUCUGAAUUUCAAAAAAAAUAUAUAUAUUUAAAUAUAUAUAUUUAAGGCUCAGACCAGGCCCUUAAGAUGGCUAUGAGGUUUAAUGGCUUAACGAAGUAAACUGUUUACACUUCGGCUUUACAACACGAUUGUUUCCUGAUACUACAAAUGAUCUGUCUAUAUAUGAAGUAUGAAAGCUGUUUCACCGCUGACCACUCGUAUUGAAGUCGUUUUUUCUAUCCCCGCUCGUCGCCCGUGAUGUAGUAACUCCCGGAGUCUUCUCUGUUUCCGAUCACGGGCAUGAUCACGUGGAUCUUUUAGGACUUGUCAUUGGCUAGCAAAGUGAAUCCGCUGGCUUGCCGAUUGCAGUGUUGAGAGAAGGGCACAACUUUAUUCUGACUUCUCCGAUCGAUUCUCUGCCUCUGCCUUACUCUCAUAUUUAUAAAAGAAGGAUACCACAUUAGGAAGAAUAAGAGAUACAUAGAUGAUCCCAGUGUACCAGUACCAAAAUCUACAAAGCUUGACCGUAGCAAGCGUUCAGCAACACGUUCCAACACCGCCAUCUCGAUUCCUCAGUCAGUCGUUUCCACUGAACUUAAAGCAGUAGUGACAACAGAGUAGAGUGCGUCUUACAAAGGAGAAACAUUUGUACAAGAGACAGAAGUAACUAUAUGCGAUUACAGAGGUGCGUUGGAACUCUGGUUCACAAAUAGUUAUGCACUGUCCGAAGUAUAAAACAAUUUUGUUGAUAGCUGACAGACAGAAAAGAACAACAAGUAAACUUUAGAGCUGCUAUAAUUGAAGUGUGAAUUGCACUUUUCAUUUUUAUGUAAAGAAGGACUUGUAUUUUGCACCAAAAAUAAAAAGAUGUAAUAUUUUUUGGGAGAUCCAGUGAUUGGGACAUUUAAGAAAUUAAGUUAGGAAAGGAAACUUGGUUGGUACUUCUCACUACUAACAAGUCUUGUUGACAAAUAUUUUCAGAUCAGAGUUUCAAAUAAAGUGAAUUGAAGACGUCAUUUAAAAGGUGUUUUUUCUCAAUGGGAACAUUGACUACCUCUGUCUUGUCUGCAUGCCAAAUGUUUGCAAAGUGUGUGGAUCCACAGGUAUUGGAACUCUUACAAAAAUGUUUUGUAAGAAUAAAAACAGCAAAACAAAUUACAGCAAUUAGUCAUGAAAACAGAGCAAAAAACUGAAAAAAAAAAACAGCAACAACAAUCAUGAAAAAAGAAAGAUUAAUUAGGUGUUGAAUUUGUUUGUCUGAGACAUGAAAUUUCUACUAAAAAUAUUGUCAACUAAAAGUCUCUGACAGUGUUUGAGGCAACUGAGCUUGACUGUUCCAAGGUUUUCUAACAAAGGCAACCAGUAAUGUAGGUUAGGGAAGUAACUUAUGUUCAUAACUAACAAAGUUCUUUAAGUGUAGGUAACAAUGUAAUUAUUGUUAAUUAUUGUGGAAGUUGUGUACCAAGGAACAGCCAAUGAAUGUUUGAUGAUUUUGGCACAUUAGUGAACAUGAGACAUUAAUUUGCAUCACAAUAAAAAUAUUUUUUGAUCAUGGAAUCCAAGAGUCCUUCGAAGUUAGAAAGCAAAUCUGUGAUAUGAGUACAUUGGAUUAAUUGGCAAUUUCCAUUUAACAUAACUGACUGCUGGUUCAUGAGAAAAUCCAUAUUAAUGUAAAGAUUUACUAAAACUUAGUUUGAAUAAUAAAUUUCAUGAUCUUUAAGUUAUAAACAUAUACAUGUAUGUAUAUCUCUUGGUAAGUUUUGUAUAGCAUACCUUUUAUUGAGCUAAAGUUUUAAGCCUCUGAAAUGACUCCUUUUCUUAAAACCUUCACAUUCAAGGUAUUGAGAAUUUCUUAGAAUUUAUGUGGACCUCAGGGUAUUUAAAUUGCCUCAAAUUCAAUUCCCAGAAAUUGUCAAGAGUUCCACACUUCUUAAAUUAUAGGUAGUUUGUAUAGCUGAGAAUUCCUAGGAAUUCCAAGGGAUUCCAAGUCCUCACAAAACUGGAGUCUUCCUUUCCCAGAAAUUCCCAGUAAUUCCAAGCAGAGUUAAUUUGCAUAGUAGGGAAUUUUUGAGAAUUCCUAGGAGGGAAUUCCUAGGAAUUCCCAGAAAACUGGGAAUUCAAUUUGAAAGGGUCAUUUGCAUAAUUGGGAAUUUUUGAGAAAACUGGGAAUUCAGUUCGCAAGGGGUGUAUCCUUUAAUUAUAAUUUCAUGUAGGAUCAGCUCAUUUUGCUUGAGAACUGCAUGUUUGUAUGCAAGCUAUAUGUUUCGGAUUGUGGGGUGGAUCAAGUUAGUGUACACUAACACAAUGAAACUGGUUCUGCUGUGUAACUCUCUUGAGGCUCCUGAUCCCUACAGAUUUUUGGGGAUGUUUCAGUGCUAGCGCCUCUAAGUCUCGAGUAUAGACCAUUAUAAAUCCAAAAAAAAGUACAUUGCAUUCUAUAAUAGUUUCUGGUUUCUUUUAUAAUAACUCCUUGCAAGAUUUUGUAAAUUGUUACUUAGAUGACAAGCUACAUCUGUACCCACUAAAAUUCUUGUAUUGUUAAGUAACCAUUGAUCAAUUCACAUACACUUACUAAGGAUAUCUUUGUUACAACUUCAGUUGGAAGCUCUCCAAAUUGGAACCUCUUAAAAACUAUACAAAGUUUAAUAGGGCCUAAAAUCAUCAAGUGGGAACAUGGAAAUAUUUUAAGAUGCACAAGUAGUAUUAUCCACCUUUAGAUGUUGGAACUUUUCAGACAAGCCACUCCAUUCUUAAGGAAAAUCAAAUUUUUUCUUCUGUCUUUAAAUUAGAUUUUCCUCCUUUCAUCAAUACUCUCUCAGGUACUCUGGCUAGUGAGCUAUUUUUUGCAUUUCUUACUCAAACCUCUAGUUUUCAACAAGAAUAUUACUUCCAGUACAAAGAUGAAUCACGCAGUAUUUUUUGUGUUGCCUCUCCACUUUCUACCUCUGCAAUUCCUUUCCCAUCAUCUCCUGUAGUUUUUUAAUAAACAUCAGCACCUCUUGAUGGUCUGGAAGAUAGUUUCUUUGGUAAUGUCAAACAAGCUCAAAUCUUGUGCUAAUUAUAACUAGGAACUACUUAGCAUGAAUUUAAGCCACCUUCUUGUUCUUAGGUAUUUCUCAUUCAAUGUUCUGGGUACUGCUUGUUUUGCAUUUUCACCAAAACUAAGACUGGACCAUGUUGUAUAAACAUUUCAUCUACCUGUUUGCCUCGUAUCAGCUAUGGCUGAUUUCACUUUAGUUUUAAGGAUCAACCUAAAUUAUCUUGCCAUAAGCUUUGGGAACACUUAUAGCUCUCCUCUUUAGGGGGGGUAAAGUGUGUUCGUAGAGCUCUGAUGAAAUGACUCUGCCUCAUUGUAAAUGUAAUGCCUGCGACAGAUUGAGGAUGUUUUUAAUUUCCUGUGUGAUAACCUCUCUGUCGAGAAGUAGCAAAACAUUUCAGCACAAGUUAUUAACAGUGGUCUCCGUACAGUCUAUUCUUAAUGCAGGAAAUAAGUUCAUUUUCUCUGCAUUUGACUUGGGCUUAUGAAAGGUUUAUUUGUGGGUAUGGUUCUUCAAAAUGCAGAGGAAAAGUCAGAAACUCUCCCUUCUGCAAACUCCCUUUGCAGAAAAAUCAUGAUGAACAAUCAAAUUAUGCAAUGUUUGAUAAAAGAACAAUUAUUUCAAGGAGUUUAGUAAGUUCUCCUUUAAACUUUAGGUAAUGGCAAGCAUCAUUCCGCAUGCCAUUGGUGUAUUCUUUUUAUCCCAAAGAAUUCAUGGUUUCUCUUUUGUCAAAAUUUCGAUUCUCUGGGUUAGGGAUGCUUUAGUAGAUCCCCUUUCAGGCUAAGUUCCAAGUGAGGUGUGGCUUGAUUGGCUCUAUUCCAAUUUUUUUUUCCAGCAGUAAAAGUUUUAUCAAGAAAAUUGGGAGUAGCUUUAUAGCCGGGGUCAUUAGUUUAAUUAGUGACUUCAUGAAUUAUCCCUUAAUUCCUUAGGUUGGUUGUUGGGGACCAAUUGCUGGAUACUUUUGAUUAUUUUAUUGUAAUUGGGUAAAUUUUAAGACUCAGUCUGAGUAAGAUUUGCUACGCCAUAUGAGGAAUGACAUAAUUUCUUUUACCUUUCAGAGGCAUUACUUAUAAACCUCUCUUUAGGAGGAAAAAAUUUCAUUGAAGGAUCCAAUGCCACCAUAACCUGUAAAGCUUCUGGGAAACCACCACCAUAUGUAGCAUGGAUUAGAAAUGGAGUACUGGAAAGUUCAGGGAAGGAAGCUGCAUCUUUGGAGUUCAAUAAUAUAAACAGAACAGAUGCAGGACAAUAUACAUGUCAAGCCAAUAACUCAAUGGAAGUCACUUCCAUUAACACAACAAUUGUAGUUCACUGUAAGUAUAUUUUAACCUUAAUUUUCUAUAUCUGAAUUUAAUUUAUGUACAGUGCGACUCCUGUUAUUAGGGUCAGUUACACAAAACUGAUGAAUCUGUCCAAAAGUGCAGGAAAACUGAAUUCCACAUCAGAUCCUUUUUGGCUUUGUGCGCAUUGGUCCUAAGUACUGGCUGGGACACUUGAAUUUCAGUGGAAUUAUUACUCACAUUAUUUUGCUUAGGAGGACAUGAAAAUGUUUUUACCAAGUUGUUGCUUCAGUUGGAUUGUGUUAAACUCAGAAAAUGGCUUAAGGCCAUUUCUGAGUCAUUGUGACAACCCAAAGUUCACUCCAUUUGACUAGUGCACAAGGCUAUCGCAAAGGGCCUUGGUUGAAGCUUGAUGGAAAUCUGAGAAUGGCCAAAAUUCCAAGUGUCAGAUAGCUAAGAUAAGUGGAUAAAAGCAAAAAUGGACUAAAACUAAAACUAAAACCACAUGCUUAAGAUUUGUGCAAAUAUUUGCAUGUAUGGCAUUCAAAAAGAUAUACUAUUUAGAGGCAAGAAUCCAUUUUAUAAUUCAUAAUUUGAAGGCCUUGCCACCUUAUACUGAAUGCUUGAGUGCUACAUAAUACAAAAGUGAUGGACUCUACAACUGAGUGAUUACAACCUCAGGGCGUGAAAUUGCGCCUAAUACAGGCGCCAAUUAAUGCGACUAAAUUUUUCACUUUGGCGACCAAAUCCUGAAAGUUAGUCGCCAAAUUGGCGACUACAACGUUUUAUCAUAACCUUACUAAGAGAUAUAGUGAAUUAAAUAAAUUUGCAAGAUAAAUCCGCGGCAAACUUCCUCGUUAAGUUUGUUUCCAAAACGUAGCACACUCAUCUCGAUCGAUAACUAGACGCCAUCUUGGAUUUAGAUGAGCCUGAACGUUGUAUAUCAUACAUCCUAGUGUCCACUUUGUAGCACGUUAAAGAUCUUUUCCCUAACUUAAUUUUGGAGGGUCUAUCUAGUACGCUGACAGCGUAAAGAAAGAUUUUGUUUGUCUUUGAAAAUGGCGACCAACUUUUUUUGAAUUGGCUACCACUUUGAAGAAUUUAGGAGCCAAGUGGCUAUCAGAAAAAAAAGUUAAUUUCACGCCCUGAACCUUCACUUUUUUCCAUUUAUAAAGACUGGGAAAGGAAAGACAAAUGCUGUGCUUUUAUAAUUGAUUUCCAUGACUUUCUGGUUUGGGAGGUAGUUUGCAGAGUUGAAUUGAGAAUUAGCUAUGAGUUAAGAAGGCAUUUUUGUAUGUCACCCUUUCAAUUCAUGGAAACAAGGCACAGCCAUUUAACCACUGGUAAUGCCAAAACUAUUCACUUGUUCUGACAGAAACCUUCAGUUAUAGUUACAUCUUAACAACAUUUAUCCCAAUCAUACUCAGAAUGUGCAAAUUGAGAUCAUGUGACCUACCAUAUGACCCUGGAGGAGUCGAAAUAGCCUUCUAAAACUGUUAUAAGAAUAUUUAUACAUCUUCUAUGGCAUAAAUUUAUGAAAUAUCCCCUAGUAUUCUACUAUUAUCUAUGAAAGGGUUGCUCAGUCCACAGUUUCAGCCAAAUGUUUGUUUAUUAAGCUUAAGCAAUGAGAUAAAUAUAAUUUUCGCCCAAUUUACAAUUUGACAUGAAAAAGAGGGGCAGUCAGGUUACCACUGUUUGUGGCCAUUUUUUAUGGUUUGUGAAAAAAACUUCUGACUAUAACAUUAGCUCUUAAUGGCAGGAAGCCAGGUGUGCUCAACUUCUACAAAUUUUGUCGCAUUACCAAGCAUGUGACCUCCAAGGGGCCUAAAUCUGCCCUCUUGCCAUAAAGUGAAAUCAUACUUAUGUCAUCCUUCCAAAUCUUGUAUUUGCACUACCUAUUACCUCAGAGCAAUACAUAUUGCAACUAAAAAACACAAUAUCAUAACUUAUUUUGGUCUGUUGAGCUUUUCCAUCGUUAAUCGACUGAAAGCUAUCCUCUUAAGUAUGGAUGCCUCAUAUGUCAACUAUUUAACAGUUCCUCUUCAAAGAUACUCUCUUCACAGCUUUCUUCUGAGUCACUGAGAAGGUUUACUGGUGCUAGUGCUUUUGUGAUUGGCUGUGGUACAAGAACCUCCCCGUUCUUCAUCCAUCCAUGACCCUCCGUUGAUUUGAGAUCCUGCAUAGCUUCAAGGGCAUGACUCCACAUGAAUGCUUUGUAGUUUGAUUGCUUCAGAUGUUGAAGUAGACAAUCAGUUGUUGGUGGAAGCAUUUUGUUUUUCUUGCUUAUUCUGGCAGAACAUGUGAUAACGUAAUUCAUCUGCAAUGCUUGUCUUUUUGCAGUCAUGUAUAAGCUGCAAACAAAGGUUUCGCUUUUGCCACAUCUGUAGAAAGCAACCAACAGGAAAUUGCAUAGGUUUACCUAGUGUCAAAAACGUAGCAUUCAUGGUUAAGAAUAAACAUACAUCAAAUGCAACAAAUGUUGAUUGCUACAACUCUAAAUUGCUGGUAACGAAACUAGAAACCAAUGGUGGGAAUAAAACAUGCUGAACUAAAUAAUUAAAGCCAUACCUUUUUUUUGGAUUUACAAGAUACUUUCCCCAUGGUACUGGAGUGGCAAGACCUCUGAUUUGCAUUUUAAGGCCAAUGAAUGUUUCCCUUUGCUGACGCCCUCCUUUUGUGAAGUUGCUCAGUAUUGGUAAAAGACCAUGAGGACUUUCAGAAAGUUGCUAGAAAAAAGGGGGGAACUGAAGAUGUUGAAAUAUUUUUGUAAGAAUUCACCAAAGGUAUCUGCUCCAGAAGAUUUUGUCGACUGUAGAACUGCCAUGCCAUUGAUAACAACAACCUGAGGAUUUGUCAAUGCUGUAAGUUGCUGAACUACAUGAAUGUCUUUCUAGAGAAGAGAGCAUAGUGUGCUCUUAACACCUUUUCUAAGACUCCCAUUAGUGAGUGAAUAUGGGAUUGAAGACAGGUCAAAGCUCAGCACAUCUUUCAGGCAGAUUGGAUGAGAUGAGGAGCUUGACAAACAAAUCCUUGUUGGCAUUAACAGUAAUUAGCUUAUUGCUGGAUUUGACUCCAACCUUAUUUGCUCUGCUGAACCUAGGAUCUUGAUGUUUGGAAUUGGCUCCCCAGAAACCCUAGCAGGGAAUCGAAAGAAAAUAUAAAGCCGUGUGGUAUAUGAAGCUUAAAUCACUAAGUGGAAAACUGUAGGUUUGAGUCAAUGAAUUUAUAUCAGUGGAUGUAAAUUGACAACUUCUGCUUAAAUAAAUUCUUCAUUUCUUCAGUUUGUAAGCCAUAUGAUAAAGUCAAUGGGAUCAUUCAACUUUCUUCACUGAGCCUGUGGAAAAUAGUUGCUUUAGUAUUAUUGCUAGAGUGCUUUCAAAUUAUGUUGUAAAUUUGUUUUGUAAAUUAAAAAUUGUACAUUCUGCUACAAUAGUUUGGAUUACUUGUAUUCUGAUAAGCAGGCAUUUUUUAUUUAUAUAUUUAUAUUUGAAAUAUUGUGUAGGAGAAACAUUACCUCUGUUUAAAAUUUACUCUCUGAGAGUUCCGUAAUUUUUCUCUUGAUGAUCGUUUGUUAACAUCUUGCUGCAACUCACACGGCUGGAACUUGAUACUCACCAUUUGCGGAGGUCAUCUUGGUAGCUGGAAUUACAAAUGAGGGAGGUCAGCUCUGUUUUGAUCUAAUGGCAUACUAUUAAUUGAGUGGUAAGUUCUGAUAAUUGAUUGUAACCCUAUUGUUUUGAAUUAAAGACUGUAGCUGUUGAUUGGCUGCUAACAAAAUUGACUGUAGAUUCAAUCUUUGUGUUUACAUCUUUCAUUCUGGGAUGACUGAUUCAUCUACUGCAAUAGGAAAAAUGUACACGUGGUCAGCCAACUUUGGUUUAUGAAUCCAUCUCAUUGCUCUGAACUUCUCCAUCAAGGGAUUUUAUUGGGAACUUAUAGAAAUUUUGAAAUUGUAACCUUGAGCUUCCAAAUAGAUACGUUGUAUAAGAUCAUUUUGACCAAAUUUAAUUUUGCACCCAAAAGGAAAUUGCACCAAAAAGUCUAACUGCUUAAGCAAGUUACAGCUAAGUUUGUUUUACAGUGCAAGCACUUGAGGGACUUUAACGUAAAACCUAACGGUGAUGACAACAUGGACAUCAUAAAAAACAAAAGAUGUAAUGGGCAGAAUAACAGUUCAGCACAUGCCUUUUAAAACUUUGUACAUUUCUUAUCUGUCUUCUGACAAACAACAGUGUGAAAUCAGCAAAAUUUGUGUUGUCUGUGAAUGAAAAGCCCAACGGCAAAUAAUCUGCUUCCAUCUGGAACCCAAUGUGGCUCACAUAUGUUAUGCUGAAUUUAAAGUGAGACAUCAUUAGAAACUGAACACAUUCAGCCAUUCAUGUGUGAAAUUCCAACUAAAAAUCUAAAUUCCUUUUUUAAUUGACAUCUACCUCAGCAUUGCCAACUGCCAAAGGUCCAUAGUACUGAUUAACUGUCUGCAAACUUCUGGAAUAGAAAGUCAGACUGCCUUGGUACAUUUCAAACUCAUGAAGUUAACCUGUGGGUAAUUGGGAAGAACAGCUCCCCUCCACCGACAGUUGGCCAACUGUCGGCCAACAGUCUGCCGACUGUAGGCUGACACUAAACCGACAGGCCACCAACAGGUUAGCGACAGGCGGUGAAAUAACUUUACUAGUGUAUUUUUGCACUUAAAAAUCGAUGUAAAACUUACUGUAAAUGCUUAAAAUUUUUCAAAAUGCCACUAACACUUGAAUGUACACGAACAUUCCCUGUGUAUUAAACGAAAGUGUGUUAAUAUUCUCCAUCAAAAAGUGCAGUUAAGAAUCACCCUAUAAUGCAAUGCAAUCGUUACCGACAGAUCACCGACAGUCGGUCAACUGUUGGCCAACAGAUGUCCUGCAGGAAGUUAUCUUUUCAGGAAAAUCUAAAUAAAUCUGUCAGUCAACUGUUGGUAAGGUGUUGGUCGACAGUUGGCCAACUGUCGGCCAACAGUUGGCUGACAGAUUGCCAACAGUCGGCCGACAGAUUACCAACAGUCAGCCAACAGAUAACCAACAGUUGACCAACUGUCGGUGAGAGGAGCUGUUCUUCACAGUUACCAACCUGUGUACCUCACAAGAUUGUUUUUGAUGAGCUGUCACAAGACAAAUUGAUGAUUGGACAGUUUUUACUCCUUGGGUAUCAUUAGCCGACUUAACAAGUUAAAAUGUAGCUGAUUGGCUAAUUUUUUACCAAUCAGUUCAUUCCAGAUUCUCCUUUUGUGUUUUUAGCCUGUGUUGAAAGGACAUAGCUUGUUUUCUUGAUGCUUUUAAUAAACUUCCCAAUCAUAAAUGGCAGGAGGCAGACCAGUUGCCUACAGAUAAAGUGCAGCUAAGGAGUUGAACACGGGACAACCGAGAAGAUUGGCGGAUGACUUGCUGCAAUUUUCCUUUCCAAAAGCAUUAUAUUUCUUGCCCAGGGCACUCCAUUGAUUGAUACGAGAUUAACCCACACACAUGAUUAAUACUUCCUUAUUGCAUUAUUAUACCCCCUCUAGACUAUUACAAGGGAUUAUGAUUAAUAACCAGGGGAAAUGUGUGAGUCAUGAAAUAAACAGAGAUUAAGAUUUUGAUUUACAUUUUUAGACAAACCUGAAGGUGCAAGGCUCACUACCAAUGCUUCACAAAAUACCAUCAUUAAAGGAGAUACAGUUACAUUCAAGUGUACAGUUAUGGCUGCUGUGCCACAAGUGUCAAUUUACAAGUUCUACUUCAAUGGCUACCUCUUCAGUAAUAACAGCAACAGUGAGUAUACUCUCAAUAACGUCAACCAAUCUCAGCACCAUGGCGAGUACAAAUGUGUCCCACAUAAUGCUGUUGGAGAUGGAGCAGAAGCCACUGUGAGACUUAACAUAAAUGGUGGGUAGAAAUGUCUUUGAGCAUUUUUAAGUACUUUGGACACAUAAUUCAAAAAACAUUUUUUACCUUUUUACAUCACAUCAAUGAAACUUCCAACACUCUGAAUUAUUACAUCCCUGACCAGAGAAGAAAAGAGACCCUAGUAACAAGGCUGACACGGUUGUGCCUGCCCUCCCUCCCUUUACAGGCUUUUCCUGGGAGUAAUGGGAAUGAGUGCAGAGUGUGAGGUGGGUUAGGGGGAGGAGAAAGAAAGUCCACCUGAAGAGGUGACUCCCUCAGCUUUCCACACAAUGCUCCUCCCCAAGGUACUUUGGAAAAGGGGUGGUGAAGGAUGCCUGUCUCAGAAAAUUUAGCCAGGGCUUAAUAGUAAAUGGGUGCCUAAUGGCUAAAGUUGUGCCUGAUAAUAAUGAACUGGUACUUAAUAAUGAUGAACAGUUGCCUAAUAAUGAUGGGCUUGUGCCUAAUAACAAAAUGGCAGGUGCCUAAUAAUAAAAACCAAUAACUUAUUAUGAUGAACUUGUGUCUAAUAACAACGAAACAAGUCUAAUAAUGGUUCACAAGUGCAUCAUAGAAACAAAACAAUGAUUUGGCAGGAAUGGCACCCCAUGGUGCUUGCCAGGCUGAAGCAAUUAUCCUGUGUCCACUAAAAACUGUAAACUUAUGCUUUUCAUCAGAAUAUUUGCUUUUCAUUGGAAUAUUUUAAAACUGGUGCAAAUUAUGAUUAGCUGAUAAAGUGAAAGUUUGUUUCCUUUUUUUGUUUUGUUUUUGUUUUUUUUCAAUAUUUUUUUAGUGUAUGAAGAGGAUGAUUUUGAACCAAAUCGCACUCUAAUGUUAUGGUUUGAAAACUCUUUUGUUCUUCUCCUCUUUUCAAGUUCCUGUCCAGUUCACAGAAGUGCCACAGAAUAUAACAGUUAAAACUUCAGCUCCUCUGUUUUUGAGCUGUGAUGCCUCUGGUUUUCCUGACCCUAAGAUAAGAUGGGAAAAAUCUGGGAUUAAGUUAUCAGACACCAAACAGCUGAACAUCUCUAGUAGUAACAGGAACGAUGCAGGAGAAUAUGUUUGCAUCGCAAGUAAUGGAGUGAGACAGGAAAAGACAGUAAGAGCUUAUGUCACUGUGCAAUGUAAGUCUUUUUUUCAAUAUGUCAUAAAAAGCAGUCACAGCUGUUGAAUAAAUGAUACAGUCAGACUUAUAUUAAGCAGCACCAUAUUAAGCGGUCACCCUGUAUUCAGUGGUCAGUGGUCAGAGUCCCAAAUUUUUUUCUCCUUAAUUGUUGUAAUUUUCACCUCUUUAUAGUGGUCACCUCUAUAAUAAGUGGUUGUGGUCACUCUGAGUGAGUGACAACAGCCUGUUUGUGUUGUCUUCCACCUGUAACGAAUGGUCACAUAAAGUGGAACAACUCGAUUAAAACUAAGGAUGAUUUUUUUGUGUAAAUUCAAUCCAUGUUUAAAACAGGUUUCAUUAUUGUACAAAAUAACCAACUGUCCAACUAUGGCAAGAUUUUUUAACUUGAUUUGUGCAUUAUUUGUACUCUCUUAGGUGCAGUUGGAUAAUAAAUAUAUGUUAAUCAUAGGCCGGGAGGUCAGUAUUGGGGAAAACUGUUCCCAAAGUCUUUAGUACUGCCAAAGGCAGUACACAAGACAGACACAAGACACACAAUUCAGACCAACCUAGACUGGUUAAGAACAUUUUUAAUUUUUUCUUGAAGUUAGCAAAACACUUGCCAAAAGAAUAUGAAUUGAUUUAGGGCUGUAAUUAUGGCAAGAUCCUCCAUAAACUGAACAAACCUUGAGCGAGUAAAUUGUAGUUAAAAUGGAGGUAAUGCAAAUUAAAAGAGACGUAAAACAUUGUUAUUUGCAUUAUGAUGUAGGUGAUUUAUAAGGCUUCCAAACAAACUUUGAAACAUUAUUUUUACAAGUAUCUGUCACUAUCUGACACCUGUCAAUUAGAGAACACUUGGAAAAAAAGUGCAUGUACACUUUCGAAAAAAAGCUCAUUAACUCUCACAACAAUUUUUUCUUCAAAAACAGUCAAUGUUCUUAGGUAAAGUAUUAUUUACCUCCAUUAACAACUAAUGUACAAAGAUUACCUCUGUUCAGUCAGUAAAUGACAACAAAAGUCAGUGCAAGUAAAUUCAAAUGUAAGUUUUGAAGUUGUGAGAGUUUGCUCGUUUGUUUGCUGCAAUGGGCGUGUGUAAAUCUGGUCUUUCUUCCACCCAGAAACUAAAUUCAACUGAGACACUUUUACUAGAUACAACAAGAGUCAAUACGACCUUUUCUCAGUGAGUUUCUUUCAAUUUGGUUUCUGCUCUGCAAUUUACAGUACAAAUGUCCAAAUUAAACGGACUUGGAAAAAGUUAUUGAAAGCGUAUUUGUAGCAGAGCUGAAAACUUUACUCACCCAUUCACAACGAACAAGAGAGAAUUCACAUAAUACAUAGAUUUAGCCAAGCCUAAAAGCAGAGCGUCAGUAAGUUUAUUUUCUGGCCCUUCACUUUAUUAAAGUCCUCUGCAGUCGUUGUCAAAGAGAUUAUUGAAGGGGACCAGCUGGGGUGGGGUAUGGAGGAAAAUUGGGGUCUGAAUUGAGGGAUGGUGUUUUCACAACUUAACAAAGUGACCAGCAUACGUGCUAGUCAGCGGUAUUUUCAAGCAGAUGAAGACCUCUGUAGAUAUUCCUGAUGUUUUGAACAGAUUUUCGAGGAUAGGGAAAGUUUCCUUCUUCAGAUGUAGUGUAUGAUGUUAGUAUCAGUUGAAAUGAUAUUCUAUUGAAAUGAAUUAAAAUAUGAGUUUGCGAAAACGAGCCAAAAUUAAAGAAACGACCAUAAACGACUUCGAGUUAAGAUAUCAGCAUUCAAUUGUAGGGUAUUCACCUGAGAACAGUGAGUCGGUGAAACAGUACUCCGGAAGUGUAUGGGCUUCUCUUAUAUCUUCUCUUGGUGUCGCUUGGUAUGACUGUUCGCUCUGCCAAUUUUUCUCGAAUGUGUCAACCUUCUCUAGAAAGCAUUUAACACAUAGAUGUUUAGUAAAUAUAUCAAGUACACCAAAGGUACCAUUGGUUUUUUACCCAAGAGUCCAUUUUCACUUUGUAAAAGCUCUUCCAAAUUCGAAACAUUCGCCAUCUUGAAUGACGCCAUCUUUCCUGUGACGUCACGGGUGGAACCUCCAAAGUUUCGUUUUGUGAUCGCGUGAGACACGAAGGAGUCUUUUCCACAGCCGUUGUUUGGUGGUCUCAUCAUGAUUUUUUUACUUAAAGUUUGCUUCAAUGUAUUCAAUUUUUUCAUAAUGGUAAAACGUUGUGUCGUCCAGUUUUGUACUGAUUCAAACAAAACUGGGCGUACAAUGCAAAUAUUUCCAAAUGACGCAAAUUUGAAGCUACAAUUUGUGAAAUUUGUUCUCGUGAAAAUAGCCGAUUUCGUAGAGCCGUUCGAACAUUCUGUUGUUUGUAGCAGUCAUUUUUCUUCCUGGUGCUGAACCGACGACUCAGACCCUACCAGAAGCAAAUUAUUCGGAAGUAUGAAAACGACCCAUACAGUCCGUACAGUUGAGCUCUUCAAAAGUUAGAGAUCAACAGAGAAAGUACAAAAUCGAUUUACAUGAAAACGUUUCGUUAAUUAAACAACAAUAGCUUUAUUGGUUCUCUAAAAACAUCUUUUUUCUCAUCUAAUGAAUGAUUAUGGGGAAGCCAGUUGUUCGGGAGCCAGCGCUGAGCCCAUAAAAGACAAUGACCUGUCUGAACCUUUGCAUGAAUUCAAAACACGUGUCAAAGAAAGAGAAUUCCUUGAUGUCGGUGUGUAAUAACGUGAUCUGGAAUUUUGUUGGUUCGAUAUAAAGAAUUUUAUACAGGAUCCCAUAAUCAACCCUUAUGUUCUAUAAGGGAAUCCAUGCCAGCCCCACUUGUUGCUUCCUUUGAGAAACCUAGCAGAGAAACAGUAGAAGAAUUUGUCUCACGGUUUUCACAGCAGUGAAAGUAUAUUCAGAGGUCAGUAGGACAAUAUUUAUCAUUUUGAGUACAACUUAAAAGAUCCUAAUUUCAGCAUGCAAAACUAUCUUUUCAGUAUUUCAAAUCGAAUCAAACACAAACAGGGUUGGAUAAUUAUGAAGGCCACACCAGGAAAUGUACAUGGUACAACUUGUUUAUCGAUGGAAAUGCUUCGCAGAUGAAGGAAAGCAAUGCAUAAGUAUCUCGUAAAGAACGGGCACAACCGCCAGUGCAGUAAGACACAGAUAACUAAGAUCUGCAUUAACAUGUACCUUUGUUUCUUCGUUAAGGUUUUGCGGUUUUAAUCCAAUGUAAGACGAUCCAAAAUCCGCUGGAAAAAUGUUUCGGAUUUUGUUUACCGCACAAGAUGGCACAGCUAUCCUGAAGUGUUUGCCGAGAUAACCCCAACACUGACGAACAAGCUAUCCGUAGACAAUUUAGCGAAAUUCUCCUGCCGGGAAAGAAGUGAAAAACAACUAGCUGUAGUAUUGUAUUAUUAAAUCAAUGGCAGAAACAACUCAAGCAAAACGAUCUCAAAAUGUAACAAAACAGAUGAAACAGAAAACAUUUAGCUUACUUGUUUCCGGUGUGAUUAUCUGAGCCUUACUGCUGCCUAUACGUGUAAUAGGCCGUCUCCAGCACCCAGAAAUCGACUGAAAACCUGGAUGCUCAGUGAUACAACUUAUCUGGAUUACAGGCCCUUGCUCAUAUACUUUUUGCCACAAUUGCCCGAUUUCCUUACAACAAACACUUUCAUGAGUUGUCGGAGUUGGUUGACAAGUUCCACACUCACGCCGUUGAUAAUUUUACACAAAACACCCUCAGAAGCUCAGGUUUUAAAAAUUUCUGUUGUAUUCUUUUAGAUUGUACCCUUGCUUUAUUGGAUUUUCAUGGCAAAUAAAUCUCACAGUAAAUUAAACAUCAGUUUGAGUUUCCGAGGAGGUCGCAUCGCUGUCAACAUAAUAAUUUUUCCAAGCCCUGAAUAGGCGAGGAAAAAAUACAAGAAACGAGCAAGAUUUCCGCUCGUGUUAUGUGUUAAACCAUCGAAUGAGAGAUUUAUUAUUCCACUAUUAUUUUCAGUUUUUAGUAUUUUAACUUUUAGUGUGCGAAUUGCAUCCUACGGCUUUAUCUGUGCAUCGUAUCCAUUGCAUAAGAUAUGCGCGAAAGAUGGAAACAACCAGAACUAAAGCAUUCAAAUGUCCUUUGUGUUCUUUUGUGCUUAAAAGUUCGCUUCUUUAAAAGUCAAAUGUAAAAAACGAAAAAAAAAAAAACGAUGUUUGGAUCGUUCAGUGCUGCCAAUAUGUUGCGACUUAUUUUUGCCUUGUUUUAAAAUGUAAUACUGUGGCAUAUUUUGCCUUCCUCAUUACGUUAUUUGGUAAAAUGACACAGUAGUGGAAUGAUAAAGCUCAUUAAUGUUCUGAUUCAUAUGGAGUAUCACCAAUUAGUUAUUCAAUUGCUUAUUGCAUUUGUAUUCAUUCUUAGACCCGUCCACAAUUCAAAAUGUUACCACGUCAUCUAAGAAGUCUUGGAUUGGCCAGACAGUGACUUUGAAGUGUCUUUCUGAUGGUGUUCCUACACCAACACUCUCUUGGUACAAACCUGAAGGAAGUGGAAUAAACAAUGUCACAGCCAGAGAAAACGAAGUACAAGUGCAACUCAGGGGUGAUCAAGAUUUUGGUCAUUACAAGUGCAUUGCUGCCAAUGGACUUCCUCCAUCUGAUGAGAAAUUAAUAAAGAUAAAUCAGAUAAGUAAGUAAAAAAGAUCAGUGUAUUGUGAUAAGAAGAAAACUAUAUAUAAAGUCAGCAUUUUCUUUUGCCAUUGCUCAUUAUCACUGUUUCAGGUGCAGUAGAAGUAAAAACCACAUUUUCUUACAAAGCACUCGACAGAGUAACUUAUUCACUUUGUACAUCUCAUUCGAUGAUUUAACAUUUAAUACGUGCGGAUAUUUUGCAAGGCUUAUAUGCGUGUGGAAAAAACAUAUGCUAAUGUUAAACCAUUGAGUGAGGGAUUUAUCAUUCUACUAUUCUUUCAUUUACUAACAAUUUGGCCGCCUAGAUUUCGACAUACAUCCUGCGGCCUUAUCUGGGCGCUCCGUUCGCAUUUUUCUCCUCUUUAGCUGCGUUUGACCUACACAUAUUUUUCGCGUUCGUUACCCAAUGAGGUAUAAGGGUGUAAUGGUGGAAUUAUGCCAGAUAUUGUUAGCCUGAUCUUUUAGUGGGAAAUACACCCAAAUUUAUUAAAAAAAAAAAGGUUUAAAGUAAACUGUCGACACCUUGCCCUUUGGUAGCAUUAAACACGUCACAAAGAGCACUGAACUUUAGGCAGAUUGAUGACAUCUUCCCAUGCGGGUAUCUAUAGGAAACUUCCUCAACCAUGGACUAUAAAUUUUUUCACUUUUUAUGAGUCUCUUGGCUGAAUGUAUCCGGUAGCUACAUUUAUAUUCAUUAAUUACAUGUUAACGCACUCAGCGAAUGAACUAUGGGGAUUUACCUGCACGAGUUCACGGACUAUUACACCACGAUAGUGAAGUCAAGGAGGUUGUUUCGUCACAACCCAGUAUCACAUGGUAAAAUCAUCUAAUCAGAAAAUCGGAAUUCGAACAGUGUAUGAAAGUUGAAUAAUAAACUGUAAGAAGACGUGGACUUGCAUUCAUCCUUAGUGUUGUGACAAAACUCAAAAUAAUCUCUUUUCUUAUGGCACUAUGUAGAGAAACCAGGGAAAGCAUCCAUCAAAUCAGAAUCAGUCAUUCAAGCAACUUCUAUAACAAUAGAAUGGACUGCACCAGCUGAUGGAGGAAGUCCAAUUACAGGAUUCCAAAUGAUCUUACAAAAGGAUGGAACUGAGAUAGAAAAGGUUAAUAUCACCGAUCCUGGGACGACAAGUUAUUCGUUUCCUGGUUUGGAGAAAAAUACCAACUACACAGUGAAACUGUUUUCCAGAAAUUUUGUAUUCGAGGGAGAUCCUACUGUAUGGAACAUUAAGACCAAGUUUGAAGGUGAGGAAUCAAAAGUGAUAUCGCGACUGAGCACUUUGCACCAAUCAUUUUUUCGCCAACUUAGAUUUGCUGUGAGUAACCCAGUUUUAACAACGUUAUCUGCUUGCUGCAUUAUAAGAUUUUGGAUUUUCAGCGUUUGUCCCCUGCUUAGUGGCCAGUUUCCUUUCCCUUCGUGAUAAUUGUUUUAGAGAUACCUACGUUUGAAGAAGCAUAAUAAUAAACAAUGAAAAACCAAUGAUCGUAGGUGAGAACAAUAGACAACCUACGCGGUUACGUUCCGUAAAUGUUACCUGAUUUAUCAAGUAUUGUUUGCCUUGUCGUUUUUUUUUUAUUUUCUGAUGUUCACGUUUCAAAAUCUGCAAUAUGAAUCAGCCACAACAACAGCCGCUACAUAGGGACCUUAGGUUAGUUGGAUACAUUUUUCCUAAACUCUUACUGACCAUAUUCAGAACGCCCAAUAACCAACUAUCCCUUUAGACAGUGAGACGAUUUCCACACAUCGUUUGACCAAAGAAUUGAAGUUUGAAGAAAUGGGCCUUUCAUGAAUGUCGCUUCUAAUAUGCAAAUAUUAUGGGGAAAUCUCGUCAAACAGUGUGUGGACGGCCUAGAAGAAUCCUUCGUAUAUUUUCUUUAAGAUGAGAAAUAGCUUAUUUUCAUUUUGCAGGGAUUAGCCCAAACCAAAACUAUUAUGGUUGCCGUUUUCAAGAAAGUUUCUUUCGAAUCUCAUCCGGCACAUAUCUCACUCAACAAAAAAACUAUUGUGGUAACAGGUGUGAACUUAGUAACUGAAUUUGAGAAGCCGUAAUAUGGCAAUGAAGUUCGUCGCACCUGUUAUCGCUUAAGCGCUUGUUGUCAUUGCCUCCUCGGUUGGCAAACCCCCUGAAGAAAAAAGCUUGUUGUCUCGGCGGAAAAACCCGCGCCAGCUUAUAUUUGCAGAAGAAGAAUCGUAGGCCUGUACUUAAUCAUGCGCCAUGUCAAACUUUUCAAAAGCGGAAAGUAGUUGCACACGAACUGAGAUCCUUUCUGUAACUACGUGACACAAACGAACGUCGAAUUGUGACGUCAUCUAUGCAUCGGUCCUUCAUUUGAUCACGUGUAAAUAGCAAUUACAAUGCCAGUAGAAGUCAGUGUAUCGUUCAAAUUCACCUUAUAAAUGCAGUAUUUGUUUUAGGCAAUAACCGACCAUCAUUUUAGGCUUCUCAUUAUCACUUUUUGUCCUUCAAAUUAUUUGCCAUACACUUUCGUCUUAGAAAUAUCCCAAACAAAUCCUCGACCAGUUUACAGAUUAGUUAAUCAUUGAUAAUGGUUCUGACCAGGUUUGUAACAAGAAAUUAUAUAAUUAUUAGAAAUUUCACGGUGUUCGUGUCGUUGACAUCAAUCUAGGAGCCCCAGAUGUGGUCGAAAUAGACGAACUGCCAGAUAAAACAACAGACGAUACAAUUACCCUAAAGUGGAAGGAGCCAGAAAGUUAUGGAAAAGUUAUAACCAUGUACACAGUGUACCAAAGAGUAGUGACUGAUGGGAAAGUCGGACAUUGGAUAGAAGUAAGGAGAAUCAGAGAUGUUUCUGUGAGAGAAUUGAAAAUAGCGUUGGAGAGAGGAAAGGUGUAUCAGUUUGCCAUUACUGCAACUAAUGAGUUUGGUGAAAGCCUGAAACAAGAGAGAGCAAACAUCCAGCAAGUCAAGACAGAAGGAAGUAUGUUCAAAUGAAUCUUAUUUUCCCCUUUCAACGGUUUAUCCUUUUCUUUACUUAGUUUUCCAGGACUCUCCGUGUCAUGAACAUCGAGGUUUUUACGGGUGAGUUCUUCGCUUGUAAGAACCUUAAUCAAUGAGAAAAAUUUUUACUUACGUCGCAGUUGAUAUUUGUGUGCCAACUGAAAAUAUAUGGCAUAUCUAUUAACUGAGAUUUUAAUCAUUGGCUGGCACACACAGAUAUUUUAAGUCUGACACAUGCUGAUCUGAAUCUGGUAAGAGAAGUCUGAAACACUUUCGUUUAAUCUUCUUACAUUUAAAUUAACUGCUUUUUUCUUUCCUUUGCCGCCAUCACUUAGCUGAUGCAUCUCUCCCACAUUAAAAAAUUUCACUCUCCCACACUGAAUUCCGAGAACUCUUCUGUCAUUUUCACCACCACGGCACUUUAUUUCUCAUACCGGUGAAAGCGACUUAGAACUUAGCCUCCUCUGCGCACCGUAAUUUCGACACCAGAUUACUGAACCGCGAGAACUCAGAAUUGUCGGCGAUUUCGCUUUAGCUUAAUUAAGAAUGUAUAGUCACGCUGCCUCACGCUGCGAACAGAGAGGUUGUCUAUCUUUUCACAGGUUUUCUUCGGUGAGGCUACAGAGCGUGACGCAAACUUCCUGUCUCAAGGUCAUGAAGGGGUAUUCAUUUUCUUAGGUCUUAUGUCUUAUUUUUCGGGGAUCUUCGUUUUCGCUACAAACGUAGUUCACUUUCUCUUUGUUGAUGAUCUCUUUUCAGUCUCUUUUCUGGAGCUCUUUUUAUUCUCUUCUCACAUUGGUCUUCGCUAGAUAUUCGCCAUUCUACUUUACCCUUUUCUUGUUCUCUAUCGUCAUCCCCUCGCUGUGUUCUGCCUAUUCUUCGCCCUAUCAAACCCCAUUUCGCGUUUUUCUCGACUCGCUCCACGCCUUUUAAGUUCUUUCUCUCUUUGGUCUCUCUCUCUUUGUCUCUUCUCUUUAUUUCUUCCUUUUGGAAAAGGGAAAAGCUUUAGCUAUGACUAUCGUUGCUUUGCAAGUUUAUUAGAAAUUGCAAAAUACCAAGAAUCACUUUUCAACAACAACCUCACCAGUAUGAUUUCCCGCUCAAAACACGGGUUGCAAAUUCUUUCCUUGCGCUGCUUCACAUCCUCUAACCAACAUGAAACCUUUCUAGGUUUCUACAAAUAUCUUUGAAGUUGAAUCUUAAGUCUCUUAUUGUUAUCAAGUUUGAGAUGAGAUAUUCUAGUUCUAGCUUGUCUUCGUUUAAAUCAAACUUUAGCAGCGCAAGAAACAGAAACAAGACAAAUUCCGUAUUUCAGUGGCUAGAGUUGCCAUGAUCAUUGAAAUUUGGUUUAAAGAAGACAAUCGUAAAACACGAAUAAUCUGAAGAGAAGAACUGAAAAAAUAUCAGGUUGAAAGUGACUAUUCUUUUUAAUUUAGUACAACUAUCAGAGGAGUUUGACACAUUAGAGAAAACUGUGGAGUGAAAAAUCAUUACUGGCGACAUAAAGAGAAGAUAUAAGAGAAGCCCGUACGUUUCUGGCGUAUUGUUUCACUGACUCACUCUUCUCAUUUAUACCCAUCUAUUAGUUGACCGGUAAUCUCUUAACUGGAAGUUGCUUAUGGUCGUUUCUUUCAACUCUGACUCAUUUUCCCAAACCAAAGUUCACAGUAACGCUCAAUGAAAUAUCAUUUCAACCGACGCUGACAUCAUACACGACAUCUGUAGAAGAAAACAUUUAUUCUGAAUCUGUGCGCACUCUGAUUGCCUUGCAUCAUGGUCGCAAAAGUAAAACUGAAGCCCCGUUUAAACGAUCAGGAUAGUUGAAGAUAGUGUCAACUAUCAAGCGCGUUUGAACACGAACUGUCAUGUUCUAUCAUCGCAUUUCAUCAAAAAUCAUGUAGUUUGGACAUGUUCAAAUUCGACAUGAUAGUUAAUGAUAGUUUUUGCUGUUUGAACGAGAGAAGGAUAGUGAAUGAUAGUUGUUAGGUCAGCAGUUUUGCCCAAAAACGGGCUCAAACCGAAAUGGCAACGGUAAAAUGACUAAAAUAGCCGUCGAAAUUUCCCAGAAUGUCUCGUAGUUAAUUCCUAUCAUUUCCUGGUAGGCUUCAGUAUCUUUAACUUGUAACUUCUUGACUAAAAUUUCAAGUGCCGCUGAAAUUGCUGACCUCAGCGCGCACCGUAUUUGUGUACAAUUACGCGAUCUCAUUGCAUGAUAUUUUGUCAACUAUCAUUGACUGUCAUGGACCGUUUGAACACAAACUUGAUAGUCAAUGAUGUGAAUGAAAGUUGCAGCUGUCAUUCAGUUGUCUAUCAUCAACGAUCGUGAUCGUUGGAACGGGGCUUAAGUCAUUUGCAUCUUGUCGCAGUCGAGUGAACAUCUUUUAUGGAAGAGAGAGUAGCGAGAAAUGUAUAUAAUGGGAAUUCACUGUCUGUUGCCGCUCCUUCGUUAAAAAGGAAAGUUAAAAAGAGUUGAAGGGCCUGUGGGCUCUCGUAAUUCUUCCGCGACCAAAUUCGUUCUUAGGAGGCAACUAAAGAGAUUCAGAAAGAAUCGAAACAGCAGUCUUGCUUAAGAAUCUUCACGAACGGCAGCAAUUACACUCCCAGCUGAUGGCUGUGUGAAUGAUAUCGAAUUCAGAAAUUGCAUUCCUAGACGGGACUUAUUUAUAAUGACAGGGAAUCGACCCUUGACAUGCAAAUGUAUUACAAAGAGAUAGAGUCAUCCACCAGGCGUAAAUAGGGGGCUGGAAUUUGAGGUCGCUACGUUGAUCACUGUAUCAGUGCUACUUUUUCCACCAGAGAGGAACUCAGUCAUUUUUUAAUUGCGGUCAGUUACUUUCAUUGAGCUCUAAAAUAGAUCUAGGAAAUUUCUGACACCUCUUUGGCUUCUUCGAAGUCAAAGUUAACAGAUAACAGUCUAUGCAUCAGUGGGUGUGCUACAGACCCACGAUGUCUCAUAGUUUUGUCAUCUUCAAAUCUAUCACAUGUGAAGAAUACCAUUCCUUGUUCUCAGUGUCUUAGGCUUCAUAGCCUAUUUAUUGACAGUUCUGAUUUUCCAAGAUGUCAGAGGUAAUACGCCAGUUCUUCUCCUACCCUUGUCAUUCAAGGGAGUCUUAAAAAACUGAUCGAAAGUCAGCAUUCUACAAACGUCACAGAAGGAAAAAAAUGAUCGUAUUCCAUUUUGCCGGCAAGACCUGUCCCACUAACAAAUUUAAAUUAAUUCAAAAUGAUCCAAAAACUGGUAUAUUAUUUUCGCAUAAAACAUAGACAACUAUUUGGUCAGAAAUACUUUCUAAAUAAAUGAUCAACCCGAGGCUUUCACCUUGCGUGCAUGACACAAGACUUUUCCUUUCAUAAAUAAUGUUGAGACUGCCUCAACCAAUGUCAUCUAUGUCAUAACUUGCGGUUAUUUCAAAAAGUUAUACUUCGGCGAAAAAGGAAGACGACUUGGGGAACGAUUCUGAGAACACCAUCGUGACGCAGAACACAAGAAAAACAAUAUCUCUCAAAUUGGCCUCCCUUUCGUACAUUUGAUGAUAGUGUUCUUUGUAAGUAAAGGCUUUAUACAUGAGUUCAAAUGAUAAUUAUUGUGCAAACAAACAAACAAACGUUCAUUUUAAGUCGUAUUUUGUUUUUCCCCAAUUCAAACAGUAAGCUCAGAAGUUUACCUGACAGCGACAAUACAGGAGCACUGUAGCAGACGUUCAGAAGUUGCUGCGAAAUUUCCAGAAAUGGUUAGAUAAUCUACUUGAUUCAUAUACUGGAGUUUAUGGAAUACUGCCAUGAGAUUUAUCAUGAAAAGUGAACCUUAAUCAAUCUGUUCUUGAAUGAAAUGGUAAUAUUUCUGUUAAAAAGGAUAUUUUGAACGAUCUUCAAUAUGUGACAAUAUUGAUAUGUCCUUUCAGGCUUGUCAAAUUGCCUUUAGGUUUGGCUGCUCCUCCGCCAACACUGUGAACACCAGGUAAGUUACAGGUUGUUGUUUUACACUGAAACAACAAACGCAAAUUUGUGUUUUGGAAGGGGGGAGGAGCUUUUUCUCAGUGUGUUGUAUUUUAGCGGUAAAACUGGUUUUUCUUCUCGAGCAAAUCUUAUUUAAUGCAAGAUAAUUUACAUUUAAUAUACAGUAAGAUAUUGGCACAGAAGGAUACGAAUUAAUUUUAUUUACAUUAAUUUAUUACAUUGGUUAAAUCUCAAUAUAUUUUGACACUUGAAAGUCACCAAAGUACAAAUAUGUGUGAUAAUACUCUCUGCUCUUUUCCGCCCCCCCCCCCUUAUCUAGGUGUGGCAGUGUUGUUCUUGACUUCAUGAUGAGAUUCAAUCAAAGUGUAGUCGUCAGCAAUGUUUUGAUUCUCCUGUCGGAUGCUGCAAGGCAAGACAGAUUCGGAGGUUUUAAAGUCAAUCCAGACUCAAUUAAACAAGUUUUAAUACCCACGGAUGGCUCGGAAAGCACAACAGAAGGUAAAUUUUUACAAAGAAAUCGUUAAAUGGUUACAAGUAUUCUUCCGGGCUGUUUAUAAUUGUAUUCCGUAUCUGUUUAAUUAAACAACUUAUUCUGUGACUGACAUAUUUCCAUGUUUUUGUUUUUUUCGAUGUUGUUGUUUUAUUUAAGGUCCUGAAGAAUGCAACUGCCCAUCUAACAACGUCUUGUUGGCCAUAAUUGGGGUUCUUGCCUUCACAAUCCUUCUUCUAAUUAUUUACAUAAUCUGGCUACAUAAGAAAGGUAGGUAAAAAAUCAUAAUCUGUGAUAGAAGGUUUGGCUGUAAGAUUCAUUAUUAAGCAAAAGCAAAUUUUUACCCACAUCCACAUCACUGGUCUUUUUGUCCUUUCGUUCUUUUUCAGGCGCUGUAGGGAAACAGAGGUAAGAAUCUGCUGCCAGUAGGAUUGUGUCGACGUAAUGUACCAGAUGUGGUUUCAUCUUAACAAAAAAUUCCAAUCAAAACUGAUGAAAUUCUAAGCGUUUUAUAAUUAUUUCUAUGCUUUCUCAAUUGUAGGGCUUAUGAAGAUGAAAGAGGUGUUUGCUACGUAAGUUAAGCUAAGAAAUUGAGGUCAUGUUAGUGUGGCCAGAUAUUAUGUAAUCUCACUUUACCUCUACUUUCUAUAAGAAAAUAAACGCUUGCAGCAAAUAAAAAGGAAAAAAUAUGUAGUUCUACAUAAAAAUAGCAUAUUGCAUCAGUGGCAGAUACAAUGAAAUAGAGGAGGAAGUUAGGCUUGAUAAGGUCUUUGUCCUGGGAUCAUGUCCUAAGCUGCUCCAUGGAUUUUCUUUCGGUUGUCAACUGCCUGGCUUCACUUCAAUGAUCGCGAACUGUUCUGCACUCGGUUGAUAUUUGCUUUCUAAACAAUUGAUUUCGCGCAUUUUUGGCCGUCUUAUUUUCUUGAUGCUUUAUUUUCUAAAGGUGGGUUUAUGAGCUGAGUACAGCAGGAUUUUGUUCCUGCGUUUAUUUGUCAAAAAAUGCACUACCAAUCGACAAUCUUCAUGUUGCAGUUUGUAGCUUCGGCGAAUAUGCUAUGAGCCUCGAUCACUCCACUGAACAUGAUAGUUUCAAAAGCAGAGAACAAAAUGUUAGUGAUAACAAAGUGUUAGUAAUAAUAAAUGUUAGUAAUAAUAAGAACAAGAGAUUAUAAACUAUUUUUCAUCUCUUGUCAUGGAAGAAUAUAAACGUUUGUCUGAGAAAAAUGGGUGAACUGAUUUUUAUAACCAACGGUGUGUUGGUUUAAUAGAAUGGAACAGGAUUAGAAGAUAUCGAACCAAGUCUACCCGAUUCAAGAAAACUAACUCAGCCUCCUGCUGAAUACAUGGAUCUCAUAGAAGUCAACAAAGAUAAUAGAAAAGCACAAAGAACAGCUCCAGGUGCUGAUUACGCGCCUCUUCGUCCGUUAACACGCUGCUGGGAAGUUCCAAGACAUCACGUGACCAUAGAAAAGAUAAUUGGUAAAGGCGCUUUUGGUCAAGUUGCCAAGGGAACAGCAGUAGGACUUCCAGGGAGUCCUGAGACGACCACAGUGGCUAUUAAGAUGCUUAAAAGUGAGCUCUUGUACUGUAAAUUGAAUGACAGUCUUGGCCUACAGACAUUCAAGAAUUGUUACCGGGUUAACGUAAUUUUUUAGCUAUUUGCCUUUUCAUAAGUUAUGUUGGUAUUUCGACACGCUUCUCGUUAACCAAAUUUUACUCCUUGUUUUUAACGCUCUAGCAAACGCCUCUGAAUCGGACAAGAGAGAUUUGAUGAAGGAACUUGACACAAUGAAGCAGCUGAAACCACAUCCUUACGUCAUUAAACUUCUGGGAUGUGUUACUGAAUCUGGUAUGCUUUGGUUAUGCGGGUUUAAUUUUGUUGUACACAUUUUUCAUCUGAUUUACUCUGUAACGCUUUCUCUUCGUCGAUAAUUUGCUUCAAUGGAAGAGUCACUGCUUCACAAUUGAGCACAACAAACAACCAUCGCAUAAGGUUAUCUUGUUUUAGCCAACACAGACAUUCCUGGAUUUAGUGACAGACUAAGACCGAAUAUUUGCCACUGGGCAGAUCAUUCUGUUGUAUAGGCAGAAAUGCUUUUUGUGAAGGAAUAAUUGGUCUGUACCUUCUUAUGAGAUCGUUACAUAGGUUUUCUUGUUUUCGUGCGAUUUCUUCAAGGGUUGACCAUGACUGGGGUAUUUAUUUAUUUAUUUUAAUUAUUGAUAAUUUUUUUUUAAGAGAGAGUAAUAUAUCAACUAAAUUGUUUAAUUUCUUCAGAACAGCUGUUGGUUUUGAUUGAAUAUGUGCCUUUUGGGGAUCUGCUGGGUUACCUGAGAAAGAGCCGUGGAUUAAAAGACACUUACUACAAAGACCCGGAUAUCAAACCACAAACAAAUCUGACGUCGCAGCAGCUGAUGAGGUUUUCGUGGCAAAUUGCUGAUGGAAUGAGUUACUUGUCCGCAAAAUCUGUAAGUUAAUUAAAAACACAAAAGACAAACAAUUCUAAAACCUUCUUGUAAGGUCUAUCGUCAUGUUAAGCACUGUCUUGCAUAGAAUAUUAUGUCUUCACAAGAUCACGCCCGGGAGUUACAAAUGUAUUCCAACCGUCUUGAUGAGGCUAUUUCUUUAGGGCCAGGAACCCUCACAAUCUUGACGUUAUCAUAUAAGUUUUAUUUCAAUGUGAGAAUGGCGAUAUUUGUGCAUCUUUGCAGGUGCACCCCAUCGAAAUAAAAUAUCUGGAUUUUUCUCGUGCAGGCAAAGGCAGAGACGUGAAUGCAUAGGAUCUUUUAAGAUAUUCAGCCUAAACUAAGUGUACAACAAACGUCCAUUUUAGUGACAAGGAAGAAUAGGAAUAAAAACUUUAAAAUAAAAAAUUAAUCUUUUGUCGCUAAACUGCUCCAUUACAGAAUUCUAUUUCGAUUAAAAUCUUAAGAUUAGCGUUCUUUGAAAUAACUACGUAUUGCAGAUAUAAAGUAGUUUGCUUCUCUUUGGAAUAUGGAGGAGUUAUUGUAGUAGUUUUAAUUUUCUGCCAUCUGGAAGAAAGAGAAAUACGCACACCAUAUUAUGUUGUAGAUAUUUCUAUUUUCCUAUCCGAACCAUUUCAUUUCAGUUCUUUUUCUUCUGCAAUCGCAAAUUUUUGCUGUUGCAUCAAUUCCUUUCAAGAUCAUUCACCGAGACCUUGCGGCCCGUAAUGUGUUGGUUGGACAAAAGGAAAUGUGUAAAGUGACAGACUUUGGAAUGGCCAGAGAUGUGCAGCAGGAAAAUAUUUAUGAACGAAAGACUAAGGUACUCAGGAAAAAAGGGAGGUGGGGGCGGUAUCACAUUUCGUUCAGUUUAGUGAUCUUUGACAAUCAUUGUUGUGGUAAAGCUGAUAUAUUCCUGAUUUCGAUCAUGAAUUCCUUGGGACCCUAAUGAAAACAUUAUCCAUGCGUAUACGAGUACAACUUUAAAUAUCACUGUUUUUGACUAGUCGCUACCUAUAAUUCUCGAGCUGUUUCACAAAGUGAUAUUUAAAAUCUUUAGGGCCGUCUUCCCGUGAAGUGGACAGCUUAUGAGGCCUUAUUGUAUGGUAAAUAUACCACCAAAAGUGAUGUGUAAGUAUACCUGAUUAUCAACCGUAGCAAUUUAUCAAUAAGUUUUAUCAAUUUUAGUCUGGACUUGAAUUCUAUGCUUUGUCAAAGAAUACAUAUAUUUUAUUUGUCGUAUAUACUGUUUAUGUCAAUAGUCACUUAAUUUAUGUUCGUUUGAUUUGUCUUUCUGCAGAUGGAGUUAUGGAGUUUUGUUGUACGAGAUUUUCACCAUAGGUAACAUCGAAUGGAAGUUUAUGAGGCUCUUAAUUAAACAAUGUAUCGUGUUCAGUCAGACAAACGUAAUAAGCUUCCCCAUGCAAUCUCAAACUCCAUCAAUUGACACAGGUAUGUUUUAGUGAAGGUCUUUUUUUUGUCACGUUUAUAUCUCGAUGAUCUUGUGGUUCUUCCAGGCGGUUCACCUUACCCACGAAUGGAUGGAAGAAAAAUUGCAAACUUACUUCAGGAUGGAUACAGGAUGCCUAAGCCACCACACGUCGAUGAAAAAUUGUAAGUUUUCUUUGUUGCCUCGUUCUCUCUCGUUGUACAAGGAAAUGCUCUUCAAAUCUCGAACAGAUCACUUGAACAAUGCCAGGUAUCAAAUCAUGAUGAAAUGCUGGAAGAAUGACCCUGAUGCAAGACCAACUUUUACUGAAUUGAAAAAUCAGCUUAAGGACAUGGAAACCCUACACAAGGUGAGAAUUUUGAUCAAUAUGAAAGUUUAUUUUCACGAGGACCGACUGGCUUAGGCUUAGCUAAUUAGGGUUAAACUUAACAGCAUUGAGCCUAAAUAGCGCAGUAAUAUGUACUCAUCUCUGCAAUUUUUACGAAGUUUGGAUUGCAUCUUUUUGUUAUGUCACUGAAGCUAGCACUCCACCAAAAACAGCAAAGAAACAAAUUAGAAUGUCUCAAUGACAAUUAACACUUUAUGGCCAUUUAAAAGAUCAUAGGAUGAUUGCAAAACUGCAUUGAGACGCACAAAGAGUAGCAGAUGACGACGUCAUAAAAUACUUCCUCCUUGAAUUUGUUUUGGUGUAAAAACAUAACCACUAAUGAGGAUAACUACUUAAAACUUUUUUAAUGAUGCUGAUUAUUAUUUUUCUCUACAGAAGCUGAUCAACAUGACAAUGUACGACAAGCAGUUGUAUGCAAACGUCGAGGAUUUAAUAGUGUAGUUAUAUACAUGUCCACGGUGUAUAACUGGCUAACAGUUUGAACACUUCGCCCAGACAAGUUUCAGGGAUUAAUCAUUUUUUCCUUACACGCUGACUUGGUAGAAAUAGCCAUGUUGUGUUAAUCAGUUAGGCUGGAACGUUGUAAUACAAUUAACUUUAUAUUCUUAAACGCUGAAGCGAAUUUAUAAGUUUACCAAUAAAAUAUACUCUCAUUUUCUCUUAAACAUAUUAAGUACUUACAUGUAUGCCUCGACACAAGCGUUUGAGUUCAGUUUAUUUUGUGGCUCAUUCUAAAGGCAGGACAGCGCGAAAAAGAAAUCCAAUAAUGAGAUGAUGAUGAGAUUUCGCUCUGAAUGCCAUAGUUGUGUACAAUUUUAAUAAAUUGCUAAAAAAUAUUUUUGCCGCAAAACCCGCUUGUUUGCAGGAAAGUGAGCUAAUCGUGCGCAUAAAUUCUUUUCCCCAAGACCGCCUUUACUUGCGAUACCAACUCGAAAUACUUUUACACGGAAAGUAUUAAUAAAAUUAACGGUAUUUUAAUCAAAAUUAUACGUGGCACAUUACAUCUGCAGGCAGGUUUGUUGUUUGGCCCAAUCGCCUGAUAGUUUUCGCGUACUAGAUACUAUUACUCAACGAAACUGGUCUUAAGUACGUGUUCAAGUCUUUUUUCUUGGAUACGUUGCUAAUAUAAUAGCUUUAGUUUAUUUUUUAAAUAUAUAUUUAUAUAAUAAAAGUGUC
This is a messenger RNA of Pocillopora meandrina, 33583 nucleotides long. The record is from the annotation of a GenBank genome assembly. NCBI's taxonomy places the organism in Eukaryota, Metazoa, Cnidaria, Anthozoa, Scleractinia, Pocilloporidae.